AGAAGGGAGAAGCAUGAGGUUAUAGUGCCUUCGGGAGUUUUUCCUAUUUUUCCGUCUUCAUUCCACGGAGAAUUGGAGGAAGAUGAGGAAUGCUAAAUCAGCCAACAUUAACUUUAUUGUACUUUGCUGGUUUUUAUUCUUGCUGCUUGGCCACCCUGUAAAAUCAAUGAAAACGCAAGAUGAAUUUGCCAUUACUUAAACAACAGUGUCGUAAUCAAGCAGAUUUUUACUUUAAUGAUGGCUUAUCAAACGGAAUACUACAACGACUUCGGGAAAUCCAGCCACGGCUCAAAAAGUCAGAGAGAGAAUUAUGUGAGAUAAGCAGAGUGAGAUAUACAGAAAGAGAGAUACAGUACUGUGAGCAACUCCGUCACAAGUUUUCCAACAUCACUUCAAACAGUACUGAAAUCAAGAACAUCCCUGAGGAUCUCUUUACAUUGAUGAGGUGUCCACCAAUGUCAAAUAUCACCCAGAAAGAACUUAACAGAGUAAGACUGCGCGCCUGUUGUAACGCAACAGGUGUUUUUUACUACACAAAGCAGAACACGGCUGUCAAUCAGAAUAUUACAUAUGAGACGGACUCAAAACUGACAUAUCAAAUAAAUGAGGAACUUCACAACAUUCUUCCUGAGGAUUUUCCCUGGAGUGGACGUACUCUCGGUCACUGUGCUGUGGUUGGGAAUGCAGGGAUUCUGAAGAACAGUAGCUGUGGAAAAGAGAUCGACUCUGCAGACUAUGUUAUCAGGUUUAACAUGGCUCCCAUUAAUGACAGUGAUGUAGGGCUAAAGACUGAUUUAAUCACCGUUAAUCCUAGUCAGCUCGCACGCUAUAAAAAUUUUAUGUCUAAUCCAGGUCCAUUAUUGGAGCGUGUGAGUGUCUAUGGUAACUCGUCAAUCAUCAGUUCACCCUUUGUAUAUGCAUCCAACACUGAGCUAUGCGUCAAUUCAUUCAAAGUGCUCCAGCCAUUCAGACCUCAACAACAGAUGGUCUUCUUUUCCUCCAUUUACCUGAAGAACCUGCAUGGUUUCUGGAAGAGGCAGGGCCUGAAACCUGUUCGUCUCUCCACCGGGUUCAUGUUAAUUAAUGUGGCACUAGAGGUGUGUGAUCACGUGCACGUUUAUGGAUUCUGGCCAUUUGACACUAAUCUGGAGCAGCAGGAACUUACACAUCACUAUUUCGACAAUGUAGGACCCAAACCGGGCGUUCAUGAAAUGCCAAAAGAGUUUCUCAACUUGCUGAAGCUCCACAGCCAGGGGGCGCUAACACUGCACGUACAGCCCUGCUUAUAACAGCUGUUAGUGAUUUGAAUGCACUGUAUUAUUUAAUGGUUGGUUGGUGAGGAGGGAGGCUGUGAAUGUUUUCUUACCUUUGGUGUGCUCUCUUUGGUACAUAAAGCUAUUUAAAUAUUUUCUAUUUUGAAUUGUCACCUUGGACAGUUAACUCCUAUAUAUUUAAAUAAAUACAGUUGGGUUA
This is a messenger RNA of Misgurnus anguillicaudatus (oriental weatherfish), 1473 nucleotides long. RefSeq names its product alpha-2,8-sialyltransferase 8F. The record is from RefSeq and is a predicted model, not a curated record. Gene Ontology annotation, biological process: N-glycan processing; oligosaccharide metabolic process. Gene Ontology annotation, molecular function: alpha-N-acetylneuraminate alpha-2,8-sialyltransferase activity. NCBI's taxonomy places the organism in Eukaryota, Metazoa, Chordata, Actinopteri, Cypriniformes, Cobitidae.